CAGUUCAAGCUAGACUAUGUUUUGAAUCAUAAAGACUACUCCCUAAGUGAGCUUAUGGGCGCACUACAGGCAACUGAGGCUAUUAUAAAGCCCACCCCAUCUUUGCAAAACAAGGAGAAGAUUUCUUCUAAGUCUGUGCCUAACAAGCAGAAGCAGAACUGGAAGAAGAAAUCCAAGUCUCCGAAGGCUAAACAGGGACCUACUGGUGGUGUCGGGAAGGUGAAGGGCAAGGCCAAACCUAGCAAGGCAGGAAAAGGAAAGUGUUUCCAAUGUGGGGAAACUGGCCAUUGGAAACGGAACUGUCCCAAGGUUCUUGCCAAGAAACAGACAGGGGUUUCAGGUGAGCAGACAGCUUGAGGAUGGUGAGAUCAGUCUUAGUCUGGGGUCGGAGGCCAAAGUAUCAGCAGUUGCAGUGGGAGUCGUUAGACUAGCUUUCCAGAACAAUAAUGUUUUAAUUUUGAAUAAUGCCUUAUAUGUGCCAAAUAUAAGGCGGAACUUGAUUUCUGUUCCUAGUUUAGCAUU
Messenger RNA from Asparagus officinalis (garden asparagus), 522 nucleotides. RefSeq lists its product as uncharacterized. Lineage: Eukaryota; Viridiplantae; Streptophyta; Magnoliopsida; Asparagales; Asparagaceae. The record is from RefSeq and is a predicted model, not a curated record. The transcript is spliced from 2 exons. Bases 55 to 357 code for a protein of 100 amino acids. Gene Ontology annotation, molecular function: nucleic acid binding; zinc ion binding.